GUGCGCGUGCCUGAGGACAGUAGCGCGCCUCUGUUCACCUUUCACACCCCCCGCCCGAGCCACCGAUACCUCCCGGGGCCGCUCGGGACCACCCCCCCCUCAUCCUCAGGGACCGGGCCGAGGUGGUUCUCUGUGUGUGAGUGAGGCUCCUGUCCCUGCAGCGGGGGCCGGGCUCGCACUGAGCUGCAGCGGUCAGCGCGUUCUUGGGUGUCGCCAAGGCCCAGGCCGCGGUCUGGCGCCGAGGGACCUCUCCGGGGUUAGAGCCCGGAGCCCUGGCCUCCCUUUGUCUCGGAGAUUGCCCGCCGCUGCUGCCGCCAUCAUGUGGAUAUUCUCGGAGUUCAUCCCGCCGCCUGAGUGCCCGGUAUUCGAGCCGAGCCGGGAAGAGUUCCGGGAGCCGCUCGGGUACAUCAACAAGAUCCGACCCAUCGCUCAGAGGAGCGGCAUCUGCAAGAUCCGCCCGCCCAAGGACUGGCAGCCACCAUUUGCCUGUGAGGUGAAGAACUUUCACUUUACACCAAGAAUACAGCGACUCAAUGAGCUUGAGGCACAAACACGAGUCAAGUUGAACUUUCUAGAUCACAUAGCCAAAUUCUGGGAACUUCAGGGAUCUACACUGAAAAUUCCGCAUGUGGAGAGGAAAAUGUUGGAUUUGUACACGCUCAGUAAGGUGGUUGCAAGUGAGGGUGGAUUUGAAGUGCUGUGUAAGGAGAAAAAAUGGGCCAAAGUAGCCAGUCGAAUGAGUUACCCACAAGGAAAGGGCAUUGGCUCGCUGUUACGGUCCCACUACGAGAGAAUACUCUAUCCCUAUGAAUUGUUUCAGUCAGGAGCCAGUCUCUCGACUGCUGAAAACUCUUCUGUGCAGAUCUUUCCUAGCUCAGUGAAAACCUUGAAUCAGAUAUUUUACUCAAUUAUUGGGCUCGUUUUCUUGUCAGAUGAAGAGUUUUCUGUGACUCUGCGAUCAACAGGGCACAAGAAGAAUGCAGAGAUGCAAUUACCUCGUAUGCAAAUGAGACAGCGGAAAGGAGCCCUGGCAGUUAACUUUAUUGACCUGUAUGUCUGCCUUGUGUGUGCACGUGGGGAUGAUGAAGACCGCUUACUGCUCUGUGAUGGAUGUGAUGACAGUUACCACACUUUCUGUCUCAUUCCUCCCCUCAUGGAUGUGCCCAAGGGAGAUUGGAGAUGCCCUAAGUGUGUGGCAGAGGCAUGCAGUAAACCUCCUGAGGCAUUUGGCUUUGAGCAGGCAGUCAGGGAGUACACACUCCAAAGCUUUGGUGAGAUGGCAGAUAAUUUCAAGUCUGACUACUUCAACAUGCCAGUACAUAUGGUCCCAACAGAACUAGUGGAGAAGGAGUUCUGGCGACUUGUGAGCAGCAUUGAGGAGGAUGUUAUUGUGGAGUAUGGUGCUGACAUUACCUCAAAAGAAUUUGGUAGCGGAUUCCCAGUCAAAGAGACCAAAAGAAGGCUAAUGCCUGAAGAGGAGGAAUAUGCCAGUUCCGGUUGGAACUUGAACAACAUGCCAAUUCUGGAGCAGUCAGUAUUGACUCACAUCAACGCAGACAUCUCUGGGAUGAAAAUUCCUUGGCUUUAUGUGGGGAUGUGCUUCUCCUCCUUUUGCUGGCACAUUGAAGACCACUGGAGCUACUCCAUCAACUACCUCCACUGGGGGGAGCCAAAAACAUGGUAUGGGGUGCCAGGUUAUGCUGCUGAACAACUCGAGCAUGUAAUGAGGAAGCUGGCUCCAGAACUGUUCCAUUCUCAGCCAGAUCUGCUGCACCAGUUGGUGACCAUCAUGAAUCCCAAUAUUCUUAUGGAGCACGGAGUCCCGGUGUUCCGAACAGAUCAAUGUGCUGGUGAGUUUGUGGUUACUUUCCCAAGAGCCUAUCAUAGUGGAUUCAACCAGGGCUACAACUUUGCCGAAGCAGUGAAUUUCUGUACUGCAGACUGGCUGCCCAUUGGCCGUCAGUGUGUCGGUCAUUACCGGCGUUUGCACCGAUAUUGUGUUUUCUCACAUGAAGAACUAAUCUGCAAGAUGGCAGCUGAUCCUGAGGGUUUGGAUGUUGAGUUGGCUGCUGCUGUCUCCAAGGAGAUGGUGACCAUGCUUGAGGAGGAGACACAACUGAGAAAGGCAGCCUUCGAAAUGGGUAUUGUUGAUUCUGAACAAGAGGCAUUUGAACUGCUACCAGAUGAUGAACGACAGUGUGAGACGUGCAAAACAACAUGUUUCCUGUCUGCUGUUACGUGUACCUGUGAUCCCAAUCGGCUUGUGUGUCUUUAUCACAUUAAGGAUCUGUGCAAGUGCCCAGUAACGAACCUCUGUCUCAGAUACCGUUACACACUGGAUGAGCUCCCAUCAAUGCUUUAUGGAGUUAAGGAGCGAGCCCAGUCAUAUGACAACUGGGUGAGUAAAGUGAGAGAAGCCUUGGAAGCAGAGCUUAAUCGCAAGAAAGAUCUCUGCCAGCUGAAAAUACUCCUGGAAGAUGCAGAAGAGAAGAAAUUUCCUGAAAAUGAUCUGUUGCGGCAACUGCGAGCAGCUGUGAAAGAGGCAGAGACUUGUGCUUCUAUUGCCCAGCUGCUUGUCAGCAGGAAGCAGCGCAGCAGAAAUAAAUCAGAAGGUGGAAAGACUCGGACAAAGCUGAGCGUCCAUGAGUUGAAAGCAUUUGUGCACCAGCUGUACAGCCUGCCUUGUGUUAUCAGCCAAACUCGAUUGGUUAAGGAGCUGCUGGACAAUGUGGAGGAGUUCCAUGAGCGUUGUAAGGAGGCUUUAUCAGAUGAAAUUCCUAACUCCUCCAAGUUACAACUGCUGCUAGAACUUGGCUCUGGGUUAGAUGUGGAGCUGCAGGAACUACCUAAACUGAAACAGCAUCUCCAACAGGCUCGUUGGCUUGAUGAAGUGAACCUCACCCUCUCAGACCCUGCCAGAGUCACUCUAGAUGCCAUGAAGAAGCUCAUAGACUCUGGGAUUGCCCUGGCACCACAUAGUGCAGUGGAAAAAGCGAUGGCUGAUUUACAGGAACUGUUGACUGUGUCAGAGCGUUGGGAAGAGAAGGCCAAGGCUUGUCUACAAGCCAGGCCAAGGCAUGGUAUGGCAACUCUGGAUGGUAUUGUAAAUGAGGCAAAGAAUAUUCCUGCAUAUCUGCCUAAUGUGUUGGUGCUUAAGGAAGCUUUGCAAAAAGCCAAAGACUGGAUGGCAAAAGUGGAAGCUAUUCAGAAGGGAUCGUACAAUGCGUAUCUGGAUCAGCUGGAAAGCCUACUUGCAAGAGGGCGCCCUAUACCAGUGCGGCUGGAUCCACUUCCCCAAGUGGAAUCCCAAGUAGCAGCUGCUCGAGCAUGGAGAGAACGUACUGCUCGAACGUUCCUCAAGAAGAACUCUACCUACACGUUGUUACAAGUGCUGAGCCCCAGGACAAAUAUUGGUGUUUACUGUAGUGGAAAGAAUAAACGGAAAAAAAUGAAAGAAUUAUUGAUGGAGAAAGAGAGGGACUUCGAUUUGGAGAGCUUGAGCGACUUAGAAGAGGUGGCUGAACAAUCCAGUGACCCAAACACAGUUAUUGCAGGCUUCCGUGCAAUGGAACAAAAGGAGUGUGAGGCAAUGCAUUCUUUGAGAGCAGCAAACCUGGCUAAAAUGGCAAUGGUGGAUCGAAUUGAAGAAAUCAAGUUCUGUGUCUGUCGCAAAAUAGCCAGUGGAUUUAUGCUACAGUGUGAACUUUGUAAAGACUGGUUCCACAGCACCUGCGUUCCUCUGCCCAAAACUGGCACACAGAAAAAAGGACUGGGCUGGCAAACCAAAGAAGUGAAAUUCUUGUGCCCACUGUGUAUGCGCUCUCGAAGGCCACGGCUUGAGACCAUUCUUUCACUGCUCGUUUCUCUUCAGAAGCUUCCAGUGCGUUUACCAGAAGGAGAUGCCUUGCAGUGUCUGACGGAGAGAGCAAUGAGCUGGCAGGAUCGGGCCAGGCAAGCCCUGGCCACAGAUGAGCUGUCUUCUGCACUUGCAAAACUGUCUGUGCUAAGCCAGCGAAUGGUGGAACAGGCAGCGAGGGAGAAAACAGAGAAAAUAAUUAGUGCUGAGUUGCAGAAGGCAGCAGCCAAUCCAGACUUACAGGAGCAUUUGCAGAGUGUCCAACAAUCUGCUUUCAGCAGGAGCAUGGGGAGUUUGGCAAACUCGCCCAGAAAAUCUAUUGAAUUGGAUGAGGAAGAGACCGAUUCGGAUGAUGAUAUCAGAGAUGCAUACCGCUACGAGAGAAAAGAUGGUGCAAGCAGUGUCUCAUCAGGUAGCUUGGAACCAAAUCUAUUCUGUGAUGAAGAGAUUCCAAUCAAAGCAGAGGAAGUGGUGUCACAUGUGUGGCCAGCGACUCCAUCUUUCUGUGCUGAACAUGCUUACUCUUCAGCAUCAAAGUCUUUCUCACAAGGAACUGGAACUCCACGGAAACAACCACGUAAGACGCCAUUGGUGCCACGUAGUUUGGAGCCCCCAGUUCUUGAGCUGUCACACAAUGCAAAAGUUCAGCUGGAAGAGCUGAUGAUGGUGGGAGACCUUUUGGAAGUAACCCUAGAUGAAACGCAGCACAUUUGGAGAAUACUGCAGGCAACACACCUUCCUGCUGAGGAUAGAUUUCUACAUAUAUUGGAGGAUGAUGGCCCAGAGGAGAAAUCCAUCCGAAUUAAAGUCAAAGAUCCUUCUGAUAAAAAGCGAAAGCGAAAACUAGAAAAGGCUGAGUUGUUCUUGGGGGAUGGCAAGAAGUUAAAAGAACUGAGAAAAUUUGACAAGCCCAAAAAGAAAAAGCUGAAAUUGACCCCUGAAAAAAUGAAAGAACAGAGCAAACUAGGGAAGAAAGUGGGAAAAGAAGAAAAGGAGAAAGAGAAGAAGAAAAAAGAGAAAUCCAAAGAGUGUGUGGAGAAACUGUUGGAAAAGAAGAAAGAAAAGAAAGUGAUUUUACCAGCUCGGGAGGAUUGGUCUGCAGCAGAGGACUCUGAGGAUGAAAAUGCUGUUUGUGCUGCAUUGAACUGUCAGCGACCCUGUGGAGAAGAGGUUGAUUGGGUGCAGUGCGAUGGAGGCUGUGAUGAAUGGUUCCACCAGGUCUGCGUGGGUGUCUCUUCUGAGAUGGCAGAGAAUGAGGAUUACAUUUGUACUGCAUGCACCAGGCAAGGAGCCCCUGACACCCGAGCAGCUGGCCAGGGCCCGCCUGGAAUCUACACUGCCACAUCCUUCCUGGAGGACUCGAAGGAUAGCAGCUAGUUUCUUCAUAAUGACUUUUAUGGAAGUACUGUCAAGUUGUUGGCUUCAAACAGGACCCUGGACAUAGCUGAUGAGCACCACAUUCUGCCAUAAAUGCCAUGCACCCACAAUGUUAAGGACCGAUGUGAAGUAUAUGGUUAAAGAUUAGCAUUAUAAGAAAGUGAAGGUAGAGUCAGUUCUAAUCUCCAUUGUCUGUGUAAGAGUGAGCCCCUCCUAUUUGUUGCAGCAGGUGUAGUGGGACAGGAGGCAAUACAACAAGGAUAGUGGCAGGGGAGGGGCAACAGCAGGUACUGGAAACGCAUGGCACACUGCUAGACGUGGAGCUUGGGAGUGGAAAUGGAAAGGGAGCAAGGUGCUUCAGGAGAGAAACUAAGAGGAGGAUACUUAAGUGGGGAGGCAGAAGCAAGUUUCCACAACAAAACUCCCUUGGGGAACAUAUAGCUGUUCAGCUGUUUCGCAAGAGGACAAGAACAUCAUUACUUCUAAAAGUUAAGUAUUUAAUCUUUCACAUCUUUUUGAAAGUAAUUUUAAUGAUUUGGAGCCUGUUUAGUCAGUUUUAAAUUGGACUUUUUGUUUUUUUUUACAUUAGGCAUAUUCUGAUAAGAUUUAAAGAUGGCCUUUAGUUUAAAAAUAUGUGUGAGGAUGGGCAAGGGUUGGCAGUUUUUUUUUAAACCAAGUGUUAAUGUGUUUCCUGAACCGUCUUGGAGAAAACAAGUUGUAAUCUGGCUGACUAUAUACUUUCAAAUGCUGUACAUGUACAAAGCGCUCUCAUUGAGCAACAAUACCUCAGAACAGAGUGCUUAGAUGGAAUUGCAUUUAGCAGAAUACAUGAACCAAUUAUGCCUUGGGACCCAACUAAACAAACGGGAACACAUUCUUCCUAGGUGCCCAGUAAUUUUAUGUAUUUAUGUAGGUUUUGCUGUAAGAUACUAGGUUGUUUAGACUUUUUGGUAAAACAUUUGUUUUAUUUAUCAUUUUCUGUUUUUUUCAUAAACUUGUUUGAGAGGUGGAAUUUUUCAUCUAUGUAUAUGUAUUAGGAUGUAAUGUCUUUUCCUGUGUCCGAGGAGAAAAUUGCUUGUUGCAAGUUACAAACAAUGCAGUCACUCUAACAAAUAGUGCAUUUCCUGUUUUGUUGUGACUUGUAUUUACAUGUGCCGUGAAACGGAGUGCACAUCACAUUUUGAACCAUUCAGCCAGGCAUAUCCAGCGUACACACUGACACUGAGUCUCCUAUUACUCUGUUGGCCUGGAAUUUCAUCUGUCAUUACUUCCUCAUUAAUUCCUAUCCCAGUUUUCUCCAUUGUUCCAUCGUAUUAAUAGUUGUGAUAAUGUACCUUGUCCUUCCAGGUGCUGCACAUUUUCCCAUUUUGCAAUCCUUAUUGAACAUCAGCUCAUUUGACCCCAGCCAGUAGCACUAUAGCUUGUAUGUUUAGCAUGAGGAAUAUACAACAUGGAAUACAAAAACAAAAGUGCGGCAGAUGCUUGAGGUCUGAAAUAAAAAGCAGAAAAUGUUGGAAAUCCUAAGCAGGUUAGGUAGAAACUGUGGCAAGUGCACAGUGCUGGCAUGACCACAUUUAGGAAUACGUAGUGCCAACACUACUGUGCCCAAGGAAAUGCACAGAUCUAAACACUAUUAAACUCUAUCAUGUACAGUGCUGAUUUCAGAGUUUGAUCUGUGAUAAAGCUUCAGUUCAGUCCUUUGGCUUAAACCCCACAGCCGCAUCAACUGUCCUCCAAUCCUCAGGCACCACUCCUGGGGCCAAGGAAAAAUUGAAUUGUUGGUUUGCAUUUUUGGUUUUAUGAUUGUGCCAGUGCUUUCCAUAGCUUUUGUGCAAACCUUUCAUUUUCUGUUGCGAAGUUCAUUUUCUGAAUGUGUUAUGCGUUCUGUUGAUUUUUGUUGAUACUGUUGGUUUUAUGAAUUUUCCAACCAUUUCCAAACUUCUAAUUUUCUUGUAUAAAGUUGAUUUUCUGAGGCAAGGACGCAAAUAUCAGGGGCGCUAGCAAUAAUUUUCAGUUAUCAGUCAAUCACCUGAAGCCUGAAUAGGGCUUAAAUUGGUGUGAUUAUGAUUAAAGUUUAAUCUGUGAGAGUCA
Rhincodon typus (whale shark) is the source of this 7324-nucleotide messenger RNA. It is a transcript of the gene kdm5a, whose product is annotated as lysine (K)-specific demethylase 5A. The transcript is spliced from 27 exons. Gene Ontology annotation, cellular component: nucleus. Bases 320 to 5233 code for a protein of 1637 amino acids. The record is from RefSeq and is a predicted model, not a curated record. Gene Ontology annotation, molecular function: DNA binding; histone demethylase activity. NCBI's taxonomy places the organism in Eukaryota, Metazoa, Chordata, Chondrichthyes, Orectolobiformes, Rhincodontidae. Gene Ontology annotation, biological process: chromatin remodeling.